GGGGGGGGGGGGGGGAGUGUAGGGAGACUGGAAUACUUCACAAGUAAGGGUAGAGGUGCAUCAAGUGAAAGAUCCGAUGUAAUAGGGGACAACAAAUUGAGGAAAAUGGGUGACUUGGAGAAAUUCAUAGUUCUGUAUAAAAUUGAAGGUCUGAAGGAAGGGGAAGGAGGAUUUAGAGCCCUUAAUCCUUCAAAAGCCGUAGCAGCAUUAGAGAACCAAAUGGGUAGAGUACUCUAGGCCAAGAUUUUGUAUAAUGGAUUGCUGAAGAUUUGUUGCAAAGAUGUUGACCAAUAUAGCGAUGCUAAAACAGUGGGAAAAAUUGGUUGUGACAGUGAAGUGUAUUACUCUGAAAGAUAGGAAGGGAGUUGGGGGGUAGUGUAUGGUAUUUGGUCUGGCAUGACUGAAAAGGAAAUUUUGGACAAUGUUAAAAGCGGUUGAGUGAUUGAAGCUAAGCGAUUAAGAUCGAGAGAAGGAGGGUGAUUGGUGAUCCCAACCAGGGGUCACUGGUUGGCUUUGCGCAGCCGGCGGGAAGUACCGGCCUGGAGCUCAGAUAGAUGGGCACCGCCUCCAAACCUGUUUAGCACACCGAAUAUUCUUGGGGAACCCGGUGCUAAAAUAUUUGCAGACGACCUCAUUCGGGCUCAGGGUUUCGUAAGUAGCAGAGCAGCUACCUUGCUGCGAUCUACUGAAAGUCAUCCCUAGAGACAAACUUUUGUUGGCCGAUAGAUCCUACCUACCUACACGCCUCACUCCUCACUCGAUCGGUUGCUUUCUCCGGACUGCGACCGCCGUGACCCCGGCACAGGGACCUUCAGCCCUUACCUUGUCCUCUCCACCCACCCAUGAUCAGCCGUGACUGGCCAAGGCAUCUGGCAGGCAGGAAGCUGGAGUUUGGGCCUGGAGGCUGGCUAAUGAGUGGGUACCAGUAACAACUUGGACGCUUGGUAAAAGAUAUGAAUAUCAAGACUCUGGAAGAAAUUUACCUUUGCUCCCUUCCUAUUAAAGAGUCUGAAAUCAUUGACUUCUUCCUGGGUUCAGCCUUGAAGGAUGAAGUUCUCAAGAUCAUGCCUGUGCAGAAGCAAACCUGUGCUGGCCAGCACACCAGGUUCAUGGUUUUUGUUGCUAUUGGAGACUAUAAUGGCCAUAUUGGAUUGGAUGUGAAAUGUUCAAAAGAAGUAGCCACUGCCAUUCGAGGGGCUAUCAUUCUGGCAAAACUGUCAAUCAUUCCUGUACAAUAUGGUUAUUGGGGUAACAAAAUUGGAAAACUACAUACUGUACAUUGCAAGAGACAUGGCUCACUGAUGGAAUCUUGGACGCCGCUGUUCAGCUGGAUGGGCUCGCCUUGUUUCAAGCGGACAGGGGUGCAGCUCUUUCCGGUUCGCCUGAUCCCUGCCCCAUGUGGUGCUGGUUUACAGACAGACCCCGGGUUAUGAACAAGAUCGUUCCUAAGUCUGUCUUUAAGUUGAAUUUGUAGGGAAGUCGGAACAGUAUUGUGUGGAACCAGCAGUAAUGGAUGUGGAACGGAGUCAAGGAAUUAUUGCAAAUCAACGAAGUUUAUUGACACUCAAGCAGAAACAUGGAAAAUUAAACAAGCGACUAACUUAAUAUGAUGUUAACAGCACUAC
Hypanus sabinus (Atlantic stingray) is the source of this 1625-nucleotide messenger RNA. Its product is annotated as small ribosomal subunit protein uS5-like. Bases 954 to 1433 code for a protein of 159 amino acids. Gene Ontology annotation, biological process: translation. The transcript has 7 exons. Gene Ontology annotation, cellular component: ribosome; cytosolic small ribosomal subunit. Gene Ontology annotation, molecular function: structural constituent of ribosome; RNA binding. The record is from RefSeq and is a predicted model, not a curated record. Lineage: Eukaryota; Metazoa; Chordata; Chondrichthyes; Myliobatiformes; Dasyatidae.